GGUGUGUAAAAGGGAGGUCUCAUGGCCGCAUAUAUGCUGGUGAUGGGCCGCUAAGUUACAUUGGAUGGGUUUUCGCGGCUGGCGUGCAUUUGCUACCCCCCUUCGGCUAAUUCACUUUCUGGGCUUCUCGAUCGACAUCAUACGACCAUCGAAUUCUGAAAGGACCUCUUAACGAAAACUGGGACGAAAGAAUGCUACUCGCCCAACGUCGUACCUCCACUAGUGUCGACGUACACAUUGACGGGCCGUUGCAGGUUGUAACGCUGCAGGUGGUGACGAGCCAAAGCUCUCUGUCAGCUCAUGGCACGCAGAGAGAGGAGCUUGAUGAUGACAAUCAAUGGUCCCUAUUGCUGCAUCUUAUAUUAACAGGGGUAACCUGGGAGAACUUACUUGAUCCGGCCAUAGGCUCACAAUGA
This is a messenger RNA of Fusarium verticillioides 7600, 416 nucleotides long. RefSeq lists its product as hypothetical. The transcript has a single exon. The coding region runs from base 192 to 416 and encodes 74 amino acids. The record is from RefSeq and is a predicted model, not a curated record. NCBI's taxonomy places the organism in Eukaryota, Fungi, Ascomycota, Sordariomycetes, Hypocreales, Nectriaceae.